UGUUUAAGUCAAAAUGGCUUCACUAGGCUUGCGUAGGUGUUCGUCGGCACGUGAGCUUUAAUUUAGUCAUUUUAUCAUAAAUAUCAAUAAUAUUACAUAACAAAAUAGUAAUUUAUGUAAUGAAACAUUAUUUUAGAACUAUAUUUAAAGAUUUUUGUGUGAUAAAAGUGGCAAUAGAAGUGUAAAAUAAUGUUUAAAUUGCAAUAAAAUAAACUCUGGAAUAUUUAGGUUAAGGUCGGAGAACUUGGAAGACUUGGCGGGAGAUAUUAGUGAUUACUUUUUAAUUUUAUUUGGAAAAUAAUACCUGAUUUAUAGUGUUCAUUAAUACUAUUAAUAUUUAAUUCAUUAUUUUGGUGCAUAUUAAUAGUAUGUAAAUAUGGAUUUCGAUGCAAAUUUAUUGACUAAUUUUAUUCCAAUUACUGCAACAUUUUCUGCUCUUGUUAUUGCUCUAAUAAUUGUUGUACGAGGAAUUAAGAAACGAUGGCCUAUUACUGUUAAUUGUUGGUUUUGCAACAGUUACACUAAGGUGUACAGAUCGGAAAUUGAUUGGUGGUUAUGCCCAUCGUGUGAACAGUAUAACGGAUUUUCAAAAGAUGGAGAUUAUAAAUACGAUAUACCAGAGCAACGAAGCAAAAAAUUAAAUAAUUCAUUAAAACCGUAUUUAUCUCCAUAUAAAAAUGAAUUGUCGAAGAAAAGAAAAAAUGGACUUUGUAAAAAUUGUAAUAACAAUGAGGAAUUGAAAUUAAUUGAACUACGUUCUGUGGACCCAAAGAGAUGGCGAGAUACUGAAAUUGAAAGUUUUAAACAGAAUUUGGAUAAAAAAUAUCCUUUAUGCAAAAAAUGCAACUCAUUUGUAAGAAAAGUUUUACAUAAACAGUCAUUAUGGCUUACUCAAUACAAAAUGCUUUUUUAUAAGCAGAAACCACUUAAAAUUAUCAUGACCAAUAUAUCAAAGUUUGAAAAACUUUGUCGAUUAUUUUUAACGUUGUUAAGCUCAAGUUUAAUUUACUAUCCAACUUAUCAAUCAUUAUCAACAAUCGGAGCUUUAUUGCAACUUAUAAUUAUGAUAAAGGCAUCUUCUUCUAGACGAAAUAUGGACUUAUUUUCACUUUUAUUAUGGAUUACAGUGGGCGUAAUUAUGCCACAUAGUGAUGAACGAUUAAUAAAAUUGAAGUUAAAAUUUUUAUCAAUAAUUUUAGAACACAUUACUGGAUAUCAAAUAAUUAUUUUUUUGUCAGUAAUUUUGGGUUUUAUGAACAUUCCAUCAACGAAUUUUACAGUUACCAAUACAAAUGUGUCAUUUAAAAAAUUAGAAACGCUAAUUUCUAGUCCAAAUUUAACACCUACAAUAUCAAGACAAAUUACUCCUACUAACAAUAAACGGAAUUCUGAUGUUCAAUCUACCCGUCCUUCACCCGUUGAUGUUACUCACUUGCUUACAUCUUCACCUCUUGAUUCGACACCAGUGCUGAAACCCACGCCAAUGUUACCUAAUUUCAGAAUAUGUGAUAGCCAACGUAGUUUCUCAUCCAACCUACCCACACACAAGCAAACUCAGUUAGAUAUAUUCACAAAACGUUCGCCAGUUCAAAAGCAUACUGAAAGGUAUACUCUGAAUGACAGUUUAAAGUCUCUGAAUAAUUUAUCUUUGAAUACAAAUAAUCAGAAACAAGCUUCUAAAAAUGUUAAAGUUUUUGCGACCAGAACGUAUGGUACAUCAAGCCCAGACUUAUUUCAAAAAAGUUAUAAGUCGUCGCAUAAAGAUUGUAUUUUAGCACCACCUAAACUCAAAUCUGUUACUCAAACAUCUUGGGUAGCUGGUGGUUAUUGGCAAAUGGGUAUGGACCCUCCAACAUUAUCAAGAUCAUCAAGCCAGAGUUCAGGCUUUGGUUCUACUGGUUCUAACUUUGGACCAUCUCGAGAACCAUCUAUUGUAAACGAUGUUGAUAAAUGUUCUGUAGUUUCUGAUGGAGUUCCUUGUUAUAAUCAGCCAUUACAACGACAUACCAGUUUAAACCCCAUCGGUUCAUUUUGCCAACGUGGAUCUACCUAUCGAUUACCAGAAUGUACAGGAUGUAUAAGAAGUCCAUCAGCAAACAUGAUGAUAACUUCUUGUCAUCCAUCACAUCAAGCUUCUUUCUGCCAUAACUAUCACAUUAGUGAUCAGUAUGUUCAAAAUCAUACUAUGAACAUUAUUCCAAGAAAUGCAGAUUUAUCAACGUGCAUUUCUCAUUCUCCUAGUAUUUUAACGAGCCCAAAUUGGCUUCCAGCAUUGUUAUGUGGCUCUAUUGUUUUCAAUAUGAUUGUCUUUUGCACAAUUUUGUUACGCUGAUCUUUAAAAGACUUUUUUUUUUUAUUUUGUAAAUCUGUAAAAAUUAUUCUACUUUCUUACUGCCAACAUUUUUUCAUACAUACAAACGCAUUAUUUAUAUUGAAAUUUUUAAACUUUUAAAAAAAAAAAUGAAAGAUAUU
Molecule: messenger RNA, 2472 nt
Organism: Chelonus insularis
Lineage: Eukaryota; Metazoa; Arthropoda; Insecta; Hymenoptera; Braconidae
Exons: 5
Coding region: 377-2332 (651 amino acids)
Biological process (GO): nuclear migration along microtubule
Cellular component (GO): nuclear membrane
Molecular function (GO): lamin binding; actin filament binding
Source: RefSeq, a predicted model, not a curated record